Molecule: messenger RNA, 1840 nt
Organism: Chelonoidis abingdonii (Abingdon island giant tortoise)
Lineage: Eukaryota; Metazoa; Chordata; Testudines; Testudinidae
Gene: PDSS1
Product: decaprenyl diphosphate synthase subunit 1
Biological process (GO): ubiquinone biosynthetic process; isoprenoid biosynthetic process
Cellular component (GO): mitochondrion; transferase complex
Molecular function (GO): prenyltransferase activity
Source: RefSeq, a predicted model, not a curated record
GCUGGGAGACGCCAUGGCCUUGUGGUGGCGGCGCUGCUGCUUCUCCCGGGCGCCCGCGUUCGGCUCCCUCCGGAGACUGCUGGAGGCCGCCGGGCCGAGACUCGGCUGCGGGUCCCGGGCGGGCUGGGCCGUGGGGGCAGCCGAGAUGCAUUAUUUUCUGGGGAGAAGUUCAGUUUUGUCAUUUCCAAAAAUUCGUAGUAUAUUUUUGCGGUUUCAUCAUACAACAACCUCACUACCGUGCAGCUGUAGUAAAACAGUUACUGAUGAAAAAUUCAAGGAUCCUUUUAAACUUGGUCGGAAAGACUUGAAGAAUCUGUAUGAGGAUAUUAAAAAGGAAUUACUUGUAUCUACAGCAGAACUUAGAGAAAUGUGUGACUAUUACUUUGAUGGAAAAGGAAAAGCCUUUCGACCAAUGAUUGUGGUGCUAAUGGCAAGGGCGUGCAAUAUUCACCAUAAUAACUCCAGGGAGGUGCAAGCAAGCCAACGCUCUGUGGCGAUAAUUGCAGAGAUGAUCCAUACUGCUAGUCUAGUUCAUGAUGAUGUCAUUGAUGAUGCAAAUUCUCGGAGAGGAAAAAUGACUGUUAAUCAAAUCUGGGGGGAGAGAAAGGCUGUUUUAGCUGGUGAUUUUAUCCUUUCAGCAGCUUCUGUUGCUUUAGCAAGAAUUGGAAACACUACUAUUAUAUCGGUAUUAAGUCAGGUGAUUGAAGAUUUGGUGCGUGGUGAAUUCCUUCAGUUGGGCUCCAAAGAAAAUGAAAAUGAGAGAUUUGCUCACUACCUCGAGAAGACCUUUAAGAAGACUGCAAGUCUUAUCGCAAACAGUUGUAAAGCAGUUUCCAUACUAGGCUGCCCUGAUCCUGAAGUUCAUGAGAUUGCAUACCAGUAUGGAAAAAAUGUUGGCAUAGCUUUUCAGCUAAUAGAUGAUGUGCUAGAUUUUACAUCAUGUGCUGACCAGUUGGGGAAACCAGCAGCAGCGGAUCUCAAACUUGGAUUAGCCACAGGCCCUGUUUUAUUUGCUUGUCAACAGUUUCCAGAAAUGAAUGCUAUGAUCAUGAGGAGAUUCAGUUUGCCAGGUGAUGUUGAACGUGCUCAGCAAUAUGUACUUCAGAGUGAUGGUGUACAGCAAACAACCUACCUCGCCCAACGUUACUGCCAUGAAGCAAUGAAAGAGAUUAGUAAACUGCGACCAUCCCCUGAACGAGAUGCCCUCAUUCAGCUCACAGAAACUGUACUCACCCGAGACAAGUGAGACACCUUCUUCCAUUCAUACUGGCAGCUACUUACCAGACUGUGCCUACAAAAACAUCUUGGUUUGCUUCCAGUGCUGGUUACCAAAAUUUUUUAAUAUUUUCUGAAAUUAAUAUACUUUAUGAAGAUGUUCGAGGGAAGCCAUACAACUAUGAAACAGUUAAAUUCUGUCAAUAGGGGCGUUUAUGUUGGGGAAAGUAUUGUUUACACUUAAUUGAUGUAUAAGGCCACAAUGAGAAUAAAUCAGUUAAAAUUAAUGUGUUCUAAAUAUCACUUCACACUUACAGUAAUAGUUAACGUUAAGGUUUACUGCAAAAACAUGGUUUGAUUGCUUUCCCAGCUGUGCGUGAAACUUCACAAGUACCCAAAACGUUAUAUAGGAGAACGGUUUAUUAUAAAAGACUAUACAUAAACUUAACAAGUUAUAUACAAAUUAAGUGAAGACUUUCCAAUUUAUAAAGAAAAUACAGGUAAAUUAUUGGUUGCUAAUUUUUCAGAAGGUGAUAUCAACACUUAAAGCAGAAAGCAUUUGGAAGUUACAAUGAUUUUGGGGAGGAAGGAGUUCCAAUAUUUCUAAUUUUAUACUAGAAAAAAA